This is a messenger RNA of Metarhizium brunneum ARSEF 3297, 3519 nucleotides long. It is a transcript of the gene RSF2, whose product is annotated as Respiration factor 2. Lineage: Eukaryota; Fungi; Ascomycota; Sordariomycetes; Hypocreales; Clavicipitaceae. Gene Ontology annotation, cellular component: chromatin. Gene Ontology annotation, molecular function: DNA-binding transcription factor activity, RNA polymerase II-specific; RNA polymerase II cis-regulatory region sequence-specific DNA binding; zinc ion binding. The record is from RefSeq and is a predicted model, not a curated record. Gene Ontology annotation, biological process: DNA-templated transcription; regulation of transcription by RNA polymerase II.
AUGUCGAAUCCCACCACGGCAAGCGCUGCGGCUGGCACCAGCAACCCACCUGCUGCUGUUGCUACUGCUGCUACUGCUACUGCUACUGCUACUGCUGCUGCUGCUGCUGCUGACGACUCUGCUUCUACAAUUACCGUAAACACCAAGGCCCCGUCCGCCAACUUUCCUCCUCCCAAGACGGACAAGCCUCGCCCGCACGUUUGCGCAACCUGCCAGCGCUCCUUCGCUCGCCUCGAGCACCUGAAACGGCAUGAGCGUUCCCACACCAAGGAGAAGCCGUUCGAGUGCCCCGAAUGCUCACGAUGCUUCGCUCGUCGCGACCUGCUUCUUCGCCACCAGCAGAAGCUUCACCAAACAUCUACCCCGUCCUCGCGCCCUCGCAAUCGACGUGAGUCUGCCAGCGGUGCUGCUCCCGCGCAGAGCAGACGUAAGAACAGCGUGGCCGGCGUUAAUGCCGCUGGGUCCGGUGCCGCGGCGGCUCCCAUGCGCCCAAGGGCAAACACCAUCAGCCACGUAGACGGUGCUGCGAUGCAGAUGCUCGCCUCUGCGAAUGUCUCGGUGGCGCGGGGCAUGGCUCACAGCCGCCACCCCAGCCUGGUCGGACUGCCGGUCCAUAACCUGGACCACGUCUUUGGCGGCAUGUCCGCCGCUCUGGGGCAGAGAGGAUUGCAGCAUGGGCUUCCCAAACUGGAGACAUCGCAGGUUGGGAGCAAUGACUUUGACGCCAGUGGGCUGAGGACGGCGCCGCCCAUGGCCGUCUUCAACCCCGAGUUCGACUUUGAGGGUCUCUUCUUCGGCCCGGGAUCUACAAUUAACCCCAACGCUCUACACUACAAUGACUCGCCACAAUCCAUGGCCCUGGACCAGACAUCUCCGUUUGGCCAAGGUCUGCCCGACGUUGCCGCGACGCAGCACUUUGAUGACUGGGUAACAGGAUUUGAGCAUCAAAUGUCAUUCAACACGAACGAGCAUGUGAUAGACGGAUCGAGCCCGUCGGCUAUUAGCACGACGAGCCAGAGUGGGAUUAGCGAUGUUAUGGUAGAUGGAUCAAACCACCCGGCCCCGGCUGGGACGAGUACCAUGUGGCAACCCUCCGUCAUGGGACCUCCGCAGAUGCCGAACCCGUUUGCGAUGGAUUUAAAUGGUUCAGUCUUUCCAGAUCUCCUUAGUGGUGCUCCAUUAUCACCUCAGCCAGCUACUCAAAAGAUCAAUGACCCGUACUUCUCCGCGCCUCCAACUUCGCUGAGCUCGUUGAGCACGUCCGUCGUAUCUGGAAUAAAUUCACAACCGUUGAACCCACCCCUCGGCUUCAACGCCGCCCAGGAAACUCCGUCAUCCCUCAACGGGGGGAACCACGCCGCUUCUCCCGUGACAACCAUAACAGAUGCCACCCGGACUGCUAUAGUGACCAUCCUUUUCCACUGUCUGCCUUUUGGUAGCCGUAAAAACCCCUCACUUUCCUCGCUAGGCUCGCCUCAAAUCCAAUCCGGCGGCAAUUCCUCUUCAAAUCCGGCCAUCAACGUGCCCAGUACCCAGGAUCUCCAGAGAUACGUCAGGGCCUACUUGACAUGUUUUCACCCUCAUCUCCCAUUCCUGCACCUGCCUACACUGUCCUUUGAUGUGUCUCCUGAUUCAAUAGGUCGUUCCAACGGCGCAGGUGGCAAUGGGUGCUUGCUCCUUUCCAUGGCUGCAUUCGGCGCUGCUUACGAGAUGGAACAUGCUCAGUCCAGAGAUUUGUUUGACAUGGCCAAAAAGAUUGUGUUCUUUUAUCUUGAUGAGAGACACAAAUCCGAUGUCCGCAGAGCCGAUACACGACUGAGUACCAUCUCUACUGACUCAAAGGUCCAACAGAACCAAGCUCAAUCCAGCACACCGUUGUGGCUCGUUCAAGCCAUGCUACUCAACGUCAUAUACGGCCACACCUGCUCCGACAAAGUGACGAGUGAUAUUGCGUCGACGCAUUGUGCGUCUCUCGUCAGUCUCGCACAAUCAUCCGGUCUAAUUAGCCAAGGCAAGGGCAACGUGCCAACCAAGCAAGAUGUUGACAUGGCUGAUACCGGAGACUGGACGCGCAUAUCCGAGCAAGAAGAGCAACGAGAGUGGCUCCAGUGGAAGUCGAUGGAGGAACACAAACGCACGGUAUACGUCAUCUUCAUUCUGUCCAGCAUGGCUGUUGCCAGCUUCAACCACAGCCCGGCCUUGACUAAUUCCGAGAUCACGCUCGACCUUCCGUGUGACGAAGAAUUUUUCGCCGCGGAAUCUGGCGCCGCCUUUGCUUCGAGGGGAGGAGUUGAAGCUGCCAACCACAACCGCCUAACUUUCUUCGACUCGUUGGGGGAUCUUCUGCGCACAAAUGAGAGGCAACAUUCCAUGGGCAACAGCCAGCCUCAAUUCGGGUCACCAAUGAACACUACAGAUACCCCUCUGACAGAUCUGAAGCCCAGCACUUUUGGCUGUUUGGUGCUCAUCUAUGCGCUGCACAACUACAUUUGGGAAACCCGACAACGCCAUCAAAACCGGACGUGGACCAACAUAGAAACAGAAAAGAUGCACAUGCACAUCGAACCUGCCCUCAAGGCUUGGCAAAUCGCAUGGUCCAGUAACCCGCAACAUAGUAUCGAACGACCAAAUCCGUUUGGCUUGGGACCAAUGUCUGCAGACGCGAUUCCUCUUUUGGAUCUGGCAUACGUCAAGCUGUUUGUUGAUUUCGGUCCGGCCAAAGCAAAGAUCUGGCAACGAGACUGGGAUGGCAUGAUUGAGGAACUUUCCCGAGGCUUUGAGACGCAAGAUGAAGCACGGUCGCCGACCUGCUCUUCUGAAACUGGGACAGACCCAUCGUCCAACUCGGUCAUAAACCCCGGGUUUAUGGAUUCCCCGGCAACGCAAAGCUCCCUGAACGGCAUGCACGCCGACAAGCCUUUCGGCACCGGUCAGGACGCCAAUGGUACGGGACGAAGCAUAUCAAGACGCGAGAGGUAUCUCAGAACAGCCUCGUUUUAUGCUGUUGACUCUCUAUCCAUGUCGGACAAGCUUGGGGUUACGUUUGCGGAUAAGACUAGCCACGAACUGCCCAUGCAGACUGCUCUAUGCACUGCUGAAUGCGCGCAAGUGGUUGCCGGAUGGAUCACUGCGCUCCAAGAGCGAGUCGGGCCGUACCUCGGUAUUGUGGGCCAAGAUCAUAUCGAUCUCAGCCAGGUUCCAGCGAUUAUUCUCUUGGAGGAGGAGGAUAUUAAGUUGCUGGACAAGGUCAGAGACAUCUUGUCAACAGCCGAGUUGAAAAUCAACAUGCGGCUAGGACCGAAUGCUACAGGCACGAUCGGUGGACACGAGUCUGUUUUAUCACCGGAUGGGUUUACUGGCUAUGCGUGUCAAAUUCUCCGUCUCGCAGCAUGGAUGGUAAACAAAUCGGCCGUCUGGCCUGUGGCUCACAUCGCGGCUCACGGGCUGGAAACAUACGCGAACCACUUGCGAGUGAGGGCAGAAAAGUCCGUGACGGGGUCCAUGCCGCUAACAUUAUGA